GGCACAACAGUCGGAAUUUCGUCGGUGUUUUCUUCUUUGUUGCUUUUUUAAAAAUAAAAAAGAACUGUUUCGAAAAAAUGCUUGGAGUUGGGAAACAAAUUAAACUGUGAAUUUAUUGUUCUUUAAUAUGAAGAUAAACACGUGUAUAUGUUGCUUCACGAUUUUAAUAGUUACAGCACCACUUAAUAAGUGCCAAGAUCGUUGGUAUUGGUAUCAACAAGCAAAGAGUCAGCUACUAAAGAAUUUAGAUGACGACAGGAACUACAACGUGGCAAAGAACUUGAUUCUCUUUAUUGGUGAUGGAAUGGGAAUGACAACUGUGACAACUGCAAGAAUACUCAGGGGACAGAAGAGAGGACAGACGGGAGAAGAGAAUGAACUAGCUUUCGACAAAUUUGAAUAUGUCGCCUUCGCUAAAACGUACAACACAGACAGUCAAGUUGGGGAUUCUGGUGCGUGCGCUACAGCCCUUCUGUGUGGUGUGAAAGGACGUUUCGAAACUGUCGGAUUAGAUGAUAGUGCGAGGUACGAUAAGUGUCAGGCCAGUAUCAAGUCGAGAAUACCAUGCCUGGGAGAUUGGGCUCAACUGGAUGGCAAGUCGACAGGAUUGGUGACGACCACACGCGUCACUCACGCCACUCCUGCAGCCAUGUACGGUCACUCUGCGAGUCGUUACUGGGAGAGUGACGGAAAGAUUCCGGAAGGAGACAGGAAACACUGUAAAGAUAUUGCCAGGCAACUCAUCGAAGACGAUCCGGGGAAAAACAUUAACGUGAUUCUUGGCGGUGGUCGGGGCAAUUUUCUGCCCGGAAAGAAAAACGUGAAAGUUCCCAUGGAGAUGGGACGGAGGGAAGACAAGAGGAAUCUAAUCGAGGAAUGGUCAACAGAUAAAAAAAGCCGGAAACUAGCCUCUAAGUAUGUUUCCACGAAAGAUGAAUUCGACCGCGUUGACCCCAACAAGACGGACUAUCUAUUAGGACUUUUCAACUUUGGCCACAUGGAUUACGAGGUGGAUAGAGAUGCAGGACCCGAUGGAGAGCCUUCCUUAUCGGAAAUGACAAAAAAAGCAAUCGAAGUAUUGAGACGAAACUCAAGAGGAUACUUCCUCAUGGUUGAAGGAGGUCGAAUUGAUCACUCUCAUCACUUCAACAAUGCCCACCGUGCCUUAGUGGACACUCUGGCACUUGAGGAUGCAAUCGUCACGGCACUGCAGAUGACCAAAGCUGACGAUGAAACAUUAAUAGUUGUCACUUCGGACCACUCUCACGUCUUCUCUUUUGGAGGAACGCCAAAGCGUGGAAAUCCUAUUUUAGGUCUAGAUAAUAAAGAAUCCGAUGUAGACAGCAUGCCUUAUACAACCUUGCUGUACGCAAAUGGUCCUGGCUAUAACAGGAAUUUUGAGACUGGCAGAGAAAAUUUGACUGACGCAAAUACUGAGGAUAAGAAUUAUGUCCAACAAAGUGCUGUACCACGUAGAUGGGAUACACACGGUGGCGAGGAUGUACCAGUUUAUGCUCGUGGCCCCAUGGCCCAUCUUUUCAGAGGGGUCCAAGAACAGACUUACGUACCUCAUGCCAUGGCAUACGCUGCUUGCAUAGGACCCUAUCGCAAUGAGUGUGAGAGACGGAAGAAACAUUCAUUUCAUCGCCAGGUCAUCGACUGCCCUUCUGCGCAUGUCGAGUCUUCCACCAGCGAUGCCAACAGCAACUAUGGUUCUCUGCUCUGGAUUUUCGCUAUCGGUCUGCUGACAAGAUGAUGGAACUGUUUCUGAAUAAUACAAACUUGAGCUUUCGCUAUUGACAAAACAUUUUGUAUCUCUUUUGGGAUAUUCUCUGUGAUCUGUGGCUCAUAUCGAACUGUUGUUUCUAUUAUUCCGCGAGUACCUGAAUCUUCUUUCAAGGGGUCGAUUUUAUCUGGCUACCAAAUUUGGGAGUGAUUCAUAGGAGAAACCCAAUAUUCAGAUAGCCAAUACGGGGUUUUUCUUUUAGAAAAUGGAAAACGCAUACAGAUGUAUGCAGCAGUUUCUUCCCAGUGUCAAAAAAACGUGAUUUUUUUAUGUACAUUAAAUGAGACUUAAUAAAUUCUAAUUUAAUUAAUGGAGAGGUGAAAACGAUGCGUUUCAUGCAACCUGGUACUUGAAAAGGCAAUAAAUUUGUAAAAAUAAAAUAUGUUGUUAAAAUUUUGAAUAUGUUGCAUUGUGAAAACGUGAUGUAUUUACUAUUUCGUUUAAACUAUGCUUUAACUUAAGUAGAAAAGUCUAAGCAGUACAUUUUUGUGUUUCAUUCUUAAAAUGAAAUCAUUGUUACCAGAUUUGAAGUUUUUAUUGUAUUUGUCAGCGAUUAAAAAUUUUGAAAGGUAGCAUGUUAUUUCACAUUGCGGUUAUAUAACUUAAAAUAUAGAAAAUAAUGUACUAUUUACAACUUUGCAAUAAUGCUUGUGUAAUUAAAACAAAAUUCAUGAUCUUAUGGUGCCUCCAUAGCUUAUAUAAACUAUCCUAUAGAAAUUUUCGUUCUAUUUUUUUUUUUUUGCAGUUAUUAAUUUUAACUUCCAUAUAGUUUUUAAAAUCAU
Messenger RNA from Parasteatoda tepidariorum (common house spider), 2568 nucleotides. Its product is annotated as alkaline phosphatase. Gene Ontology annotation, molecular function: alkaline phosphatase activity. The record is from RefSeq and is a predicted model, not a curated record. Gene Ontology annotation, biological process: dephosphorylation. NCBI's taxonomy places the organism in Eukaryota, Metazoa, Arthropoda, Arachnida, Araneae, Theridiidae.